CUGAAUACCUCGCAGUUAUUUUGCUCUCCUCACGUCGCAUAGACGCACCCUUAAUACAACUCCUCGAAAAAACGUCCCCGCCACUGGAUACGUAGGCAGGGGGCUGUGCAUGGCGGAAAAUUGUCGGCGUUUCGUCACCUUCCCGUCAGGCACCAGAUCAUACUGAACACCAAUCUCGACUCCAGCCACACUCCAAGCUGGCAAGACGUCCGCGCCUACGUAAAACAUCGCAUCCCCUUCUCCCUCUCCUCCCGCAGCGCCUUUCGCCUUUCACUCACGGCAUCCGAACCCUGAUGCCCGUCUAAUCCCAUCGUCGACGAGCGAUCUACCGACCUGCUCCUCUCCUCUCGUCCCCUUCCUUCCCCCGACUCGCCCCCCAUGGGUAUAUCAAGACGUCCCAAAAAUAAGGGCGCUCAGAAUGCGGGUGCGUCUGGCGCCGCUGGCAGCGCGAAGCCCAAAAAGGCCACCUUCGAGACGACCAAGAAGAAGGAGAUCGGCGUGUCCGAUCUGACCCUCCUGAGCAAGGUGUCCAACGAGGCCAUCAACGACAACCUCAAGAAGCGCUUCGAAGGCGCCGAAAUCUACACCUACAUCGGCCAUGUGCUGGUUUCCGUUAAUCCCUUUCGGGAUCUGGGCAUCUACACCGACCAGGUCCUCGACAGUUACAAGGGCAAGAACCGUCUCGAGAUGCCCCCCCACGUCUUCGCCAUCGCCGAGGCCGCGUACUACAACAUGAAGGCAUACCAGGAAAACCAGUGUGUCAUUAUUUCGGGAGAGUCUGGUGCUGGUAAGACUGAGGCUGCCAAGCGCAUCAUGCAAUACAUUGCCAAUGUGUCGGGCGGCGAAUCAGGCGACAUCAAAGAGAUCAAGGACAUGGUGCUGGCAACUAAUCCGCUGCUUGAGUCUUUUGGAAACGCCAAGACUCUACGAAACAACAACUCUUCGCGAUUCGGCAAAUACCUCCAGCUUUACUUCAACGCCUCUGGCGAGCCAAUCGGUGCCGACAUCACCAACUACCUCCUCGAGAAGACCCGAGUCGUGGGCCAGAUCGCAAACGAGCGAAACUUCCACAUCUUCUAUCAGUUCACAAAGGCCGCCUCUCCGAAAUACCGCGAGAUGUUUGGUCUCCAAAAACCCGAAACCUACCUCUAUACCAGCCGGUCAAAAUGCUUUGACGUCGACGGCAUUGACGAUGUGGCUGAGUUCCAGGACACUCUCGACGCCAUGAAAAUUAUUGGCCUGAGCCAACCUGAGCAAGAUGAGAUCUUUCGAAUGCUUGCCGCCGUUCUGUGGAUCGGAAACAUUCAGUUCCGAGAAGACCAGGAGGGUUACGCCGAGGUCACAGAUAGAUCCGUGGUCGAGUUUGUCGCCUACCUCAUGGAGGUCACCCCUGAUCAACUCAUCCACGCCAUCACGAUUCGUAUUUUGACACCCCGAAACGGCGAGGUCAUCGAGUCCCCGGCGAACCCGUCUCAGGCAUUGGCCACUCGGGACGCUCUAUCCAAGGCUAUAUAUAGCAAUCUCUUCGACUGGAUCGUGGAGCGCAUCAACAAGUCUCUCAAGUCAAGGCAAUCGGCUGUCAACACCAUCGGCAUUUUGGAUAUCUACGGAUUCGAGAUUUUCGAGAAGAACAGUUUUGAGCAAUUGUGUAUCAACUACGUCAACGAGAAGCUCCAGCAAAUCUUCAUUCAACUCACUUUGAAGGCCGAGCAGGAGGAGUACACCAGGGAACAGAUUCAGUGGACACCCAUCAAGUACUUUGACAACAAGGUUGUGUGCGACUUGAUUGAGCAGAUCCGACCUCCUGGUGUCUUUUCCGCGAUGAAGGAUGCAACUAAGACCGCCCACGCGGACCCAGCCGCUUGUGACCGAACCUUUAUGCAGAGCAUCAACGGCAUGUCACAUGCCCAUCUCACUCCUCGACAAGGUAACUUCAUCAUCAAGCACUACGCCGGUGAGGUUAGCUACACCGUCGACGGAAUCACAGACAAGAACAAGGACCAGCUUCUCAAGGGCCUUCUCAAUCUUUUCCAGCACAGCGGCAACCAGUUCGUGCAUACUCUUUUCCCUCACCAAGUCGACCAGGAUAAUCGAAAGCAGCCUCCCUCUGCAGGAGACCGAAUUCGAACUUCCGCGAAUGCCUUGGUCGAUACUCUGAUGAAGUGCCAGCCCUCUUACAUCCGUACCAUCAAACCCAACGAGAACAAGUCGCCGACCGAGUACAACAGCCCCAACGUAUUGCAUCAAGUCAAGUAUCUUGGUCUGCAGGAAAAUGUGCGUAUCCGUCGCGCUGGUUUUGCCUACCGUCAAGCCUUCGACAAGUUUGUGGACCGAUUCUUCCUCCUGUCGCCUGCCACGUCGUAUGCUGGUGAGUACACAUGGCAGGGGUCCCAGGAGGAUGCUGUUCGACAGAUCCUGAAGGAUACCAGCAUCCCCAAGGAGGAAUGGCAAAUGGGAGUCACCAAGGCGUUCAUCAAGGCUCCGGAAACCCUCUUUGCGCUUGAGCACAUGAGAGAUAGAUACUGGCACAACAUGGCCACCCGAAUCCAGAGAAUGUGGAGAGCUUACCUCGCCUACCGAGCCGAAUCCGCCACUCGAAUCCAGCGAUUCUGGAGGAAGAAGCGGACUGGUGCCGAAUAUCUGCAACUCCGUGACCAGGGCCACCGAGUGCUUCAGGGCCGCAAAGAGAGGCGGCGCAUGAGUUUGCUUGGCUCCCGAAGGUACCUUGGCGAUUAUCUCGGCAUCAACGCUACCAAUGGCCCUGGAGCCCAGAUUCGCAGUGCUGCGAAUAUCGGCUCGACUGAGAAGACAAUCUUCUCUUGCCGAGGUGAGAUCCUGGAGGCCAAAUUCGGUCGAUCGAGUAAACCCGUCCCGAGAGUCAUCAUUGUUACGAACAGCAAGUUUUAUGUCAUCGCCCAGAUGCUCGUCAACGGUCAACGCCAAACCAACGUCGAGAAAUCGGUGCCAUUGGGUGCGAUCAAGUUCAUUGGCACAUCGACAGCUCGCGAUGAUUGGUUUUCUCUCGGCAUCGGCUCUCCCCAAGAGCCCGAUCCUCUGAUGAACUGCCUUUUGAAGACGGAACUGUUCACCCAGAUGCAGCGAGUGAUGCCGGGUGGCUUCAACCUGAAGAUUGGCGAGACUAUCGAAUACGCCAAGAAGCCCAACAAGAUGCAGCAAGUCAAGGUCCUGAAGGAUUCUCAGCAGCCAGCGGACUACUAUAAGAGUGGUGCCGUCCAUACGCAAGCCGGCGAACCCCCUAACUCUGGUUCGAGGCCCACACCCAAGGGCAAGCCAGUUCCGCCACGACCGAUCACUCGUGGCAAGCUGAUCAAGCCGGGCGGUCCUGGAGGCCGACCGUCUCGCCUUACUGGCAGCCGAACUCCUCAAGCCCGACCCGGUGCCAGUACUAGACAAGUUCCCCAACCACCUGCCGCGGUCGCCGCUGCCGCUGCCGCUGUCGCUCCAACCCCAGCCCCAAGGCCUACGCCGCCUAGCAACCCUCGUGCUGUAGUGGCCAACGCGAUUGCUCCCGCCGCCCACAAACCCCUUGCUAAUCACACCAGAAACCAGGGCAGCACGGGUUCCGCUACUACGCGUGUGCCUCCUCCUCCGCCUCCUGCUGCUGCUCCCUCAAAGCCCAAGAUCAUGGCCAAGGUAUUGUACGACUUCUCUGGCCAGAAGGAGAACGAACUUUCCAUUGUGGCUGGCGAGCUGGUCGAAAUUGUCCAAAAAGAGAGCAACGGUUGGUGGCUAGCAAAGAAGGGACCUGGACAAGCUUGGGUUCCGGCAGCGUACGUCGAGGAGCAAGCGCCUCCUCCUGCUCCCCGUGCGCCUCCGCCUCCGCCCGCGGCCAAGACCAAGCCGGCACCUCCGCAACCACCGGCUAAACGCCCUGCCGGAUACCGCAAGCCAGCCGACCUGCAACAACGUGACUCGGGGAUGAGCCUCAACGGGGCAAAUGGGUCUGACGGCAGCCGCAGCAAUACGCCGACGCCCAGCCUUGCGGGCAGCUUGGCAGAUGCUCUGCUUGCCCGGAAGAACGCGAUGCAGAAGGAGAAGGACGACGACGAUGACUGGUAGAUGAUACGAAGUUACGCUUCACGAUCUUGAGUCAACUUAUGACGAUUUUGUCGAAUUUUUUCACACAAACACACGCGCAAGAGAAGAGAGACUUUCCAUUGUAUACAAGAUCUGAGCUGGGCAACCGAGUUUGGGAAUGCCCGGGUGGGAAGGGUCACGACUGUGUUUUUCUUGGUGCUUGGCAAGCGUAUGGGCAGGAUGUCUGGAUGCUUGGGGAGAGCAAGCACUUGUUUAUUUUCAUUUUAAAAAAACCAUCCUCCU
Molecule: messenger RNA, 4341 nt
Organism: Ilyonectria robusta
Lineage: Eukaryota; Fungi; Ascomycota; Sordariomycetes; Hypocreales; Nectriaceae
Product: myosin-5
Exons: 3
Coding region: 379-4080 (1233 amino acids)
Biological process (GO): endocytosis; actin filament organization; vesicle transport along actin filament
Cellular component (GO): actin cortical patch; microvillus; plasma membrane
Molecular function (GO): actin filament binding; microfilament motor activity; ATP binding
Source: RefSeq, a predicted model, not a curated record